AUUCACGUAUGUGACAAACUUGUCUGUGGCCACGGUAAUGUAAAAAGUUGGUGUAUCGGAUCCGUGAUCGGUAGAAUGGACUUGGUGGUAUUAGUCAUCUGAUCAUGGCUAAUGGUCAAUGAGUUCAGUUACUUGUGCGAUAUGUUGUAAUGUAUAGUGCUGUAGGUAAUAGCCUUAAGUGAUAUUAUAAUUUAUACACAAAAAGAUGGGACUGUUUUCAACGUCAUCUCCUUUCGAUUCUGACGUUGAUAAAGCAACUGAUGAGAAGAACACAUCAGAAGAAUGGGGCCUAAUUAUGGAUAUCUGUGACAAAGUUGGAAAUUCUCCUAUCCAUGCAAAAGACUGUUUAAGAUCAAUUGUAAGGCGUCUGAACCAUCAAGACCCUCACAUAGUGAUGCAGGCAAUCACGUUACUUGAUGCAUGUGUAAGCAAUUGUGGGAAGACUUUUCAUCUAGAAGUAGCAUCCCGAGAUUUUGAAACUGAGUUUCGAAAACUCCUCAGCAGAAGUCAGCCAAAAGUAGCUGAAAAGUUGCGACAGCUGCUGAAGAAAUGGGCUGAGGGUGAUUUCAGAAAUGAUACUCAGCUGAAUCUUAUCCCAUCACUAUAUGCAAAACUAAAACAAGAAGGGAUCGACUUCACAGUGAACUCAGAGACGGUAAAGUCAAGACAGCAAGUUCCAGUAAGCCGAGAUCCAAAUGUUGUGUCUAGUCAGCAGGAAGAAGAUGAUAUUGCUAAAGCUAUUGAAUUAUCACUGAAGGAGACACAACAUUCCCCUAAGGUUCAGAGUAGUUUGUACCCAUCUACGAAUGUUUCAUCAAGUGGGGCUUCCGUAUCUGCGGAAGCAAGAAAGGUGCGAGCACUCUAUGAUUUUGAAGCAGCUGAAGACAAUGAACUCACUUUCACAGCUGGAGAAAUCAUUCAUGUACUAGAUGAUUCAGAUCCUAAUUGGUGGAAAGGCUAUAACUACCGAGGGGAAGGCCUGUUCCCAGCGAAUUUUGUUACAGCAGACUUAUCAGUUGAGCCUGAACAGUUCAAAUUGGACCAGCCCCGGAAGUCAGUUCAGUUCAGCGAGGCUGUGCAAGUGAAAACUGUUGAGGAACCGCAGGAAGUGGAAAUCAAUGAGGAGAAGAUUGACAGGUUACUGCAUCUUCUCCAUGAGGCAGACCCAACAGAGAAUCACUCUGACAGUGAUGAAAUGUUGAACCUAGAAGAACAAGUGAAUGCAAUGGGGCCAUUGAUAGACCAGGAGUUGGAAAGAGUGGAUCGCAAACAUGCCCAGCUCACCCAGUUGAGUUCUGAUCUUGUUGAAGCUUUGAAUCUGUAUCAUACACUAAUGCGGGAACCUGGAGCCCCCCAGCCGUAUCACACUCUGCCGAAGCAGGUGAAUUAUGGUUAUCCUCCACCUCCAGCAGCUCAUCUGUAUAAUGGAAUUCAGGCAGGCUCAUCAUUUGGAGUCUCUCACCAUUAUUCAUUGGCUCCUGGUCACGAUCAGUUUGUAAUGGGUGGGCCUUCUGGUCCCAGUUCCAUGACACUACCACCGCAUUUUCAUCAAAUGGCUUCACUGCCUUCCGGAGUAGGAGUUCCAGUUCCUGGAGCCAGCCACCGGCCCGAUGAACAGCAGAGACUGCAACGGCAGCAGCCACAGCCUCCUACAGGAACACCCAAUCCUUUUCCCCCCAGUGGAAUGCCAAGUUAUGGUCCAUCGGCUGCACAGCCUCCUUCAUUCCCACAUCCAGCUGGUCCCAUGCCACAGCAACCACCCCCAGGACUGGGAACAAAUUACCCUCCAAAUGGGCAACCCUUGUUGUGAGGAUAGUGCUAAUUGUGGAGCAUGAACUCUGCUAUAGCGGAGGACCUCUCUGGAAAGAAUAUUGUGGUCAAUAUCCACCUGUUAAUAUAUACAAAGUGGUAGCAGUGAUAAGGAUUAUUAUCAGUGUGUAGAUUUGAACCCCCUGCUUAUGCUAAAAUUGAAUUUAUUUUGUAUGGCUAUGGAAAUUGAAGUUACACUUAACAUAUAUUUUAGAGUAAAGUAUAGAUUGAAAAUUUCAUGAUUGUAUAGGUAUUUAUGAGGUUGUAUGUCAGUGUUCUAUAUUCACAUUGUUCAUAAUGCUGAUGAUUGUGUGUGUGUGUUGUUGAGCCAGUUAUGUCAAAUUUUUUUAAGUUUCUUGGUACAGCUUAAUUCCAGUAAUAGGUGUUCCUUGUAGAUAGCAGAUGAAAACUUCAGGAAUAUGUUUUAAAUUAAAGAUAUUCUGUGCGAAUAAACUUUUUCAACAACAGAUAAGAGAAAUAUGUUGAAAUGUGAAUUCUGUUUAUGCUUGAUACAUUUCUGGAUGUAGUCCCAAAUUGUUGCAGAGCCUUAUCUUGUAUUUUGAUGAACUGCCAUACUACAUCAUGGGGGUAGUGUAAGCAAGUAACAGCAGGUAGUAACAGCAAGUGUUUUCUAACUGUUGUGCUAUAAAUCUGGUAUUUUUCCAGUCAGUCAUCAAGUAAAUUGCACAUGUUGUUACCUACUUUAUGUUCUUUUUUACUAGUGUUUCACUUAAAAUAAAAGUUCACAUUUUUGGCAUGUCUGUGUUUCUGCACUCUGAAACUGAGGAACUGCUUUUAUAAAUGUGACAAUAAUUUCAGGGAUAAUUCAUUUCAUUUAAAAUAUUUAGUCUAUUUUCUCUCUGAGAAAGAAUACAGAUAUCUGUUUCUUUGAAAACUCAGUACUCAUAACAGCAUCUCAGUGUUUUGCUUACACUGGAAGGACUUGUUUCCUCAAAAUUUAUGGGUUUGCAUUGUAAUCACUACAGGCCAUAGAACAAAAGGGCUAGGUUAUUUUACUGUAAUUUAUACUUGCUAUAUCAUUUAGAACAAACCGAUUUUUUAUAUCAUAUUGGUGAAGGAUUAAGGGAAUGUACUAUUACAUUCUUUUGCAUAGAUGUGCAAUUUUAGAAGCUGUCUUAACCUUGGGCGUAAAGAUACUUGAUUUACAGACUGAAGUCUGUUUUGAAUAGUAAAUUAUUGCAGUGUUGGAUUUAAGGUUCUAAGAGUGAUGGCUAUGAAGAGUUGCGUCUUCAGGGAUAUGAUGCCGUAUAGUCUGGUGAAAGUCAGCCAGUGUUUAAGAAGAACACACAGACUCCAUCUUCAGGGUACAAGAGUAAGUCAAGCAAGAAAGAACCAUGAAGCAGACAGUGAGCAGAUCUGCUCUCCUUGCUGUCUGCUCCAUGCUGGUUUCACAAUACUACACAGCAUUAUAUGCCAGAAGAUAGAACUCAUCAGGAAAUUAUUAAAUUUUCAGGUAUAAUGUUGAGUAAGAAUGUUUUCACUCUUUUCCACCAUGCAGAUGCCACAAAUUAAGUUUUUCAUAGCAGCAGUUUGUAAUUCUGAUGAUACUAAUUUCAGUUUCUCUCUUCAAUUCAGAUGUUAAUUAAAAAGGAUCAAUAGUGUUCUUACAUCUGAUAAGAUGUAGCAGUUUCCAGUCCAAAGUUGGUGUAAGUCAGUGUUUUUCAACAAGAUGUCAUGAAACAGGGCUAUCCAACUUCGAACCACUGAAUUUACCUUUGGUAUCUGCCUUACAAUGAUGAGAUGUAUGAAGCACAAGUACACUAAUACGAAUUAGACCCAUAAGGUUCUAAAAACCGUUAUUUAAAUUCAGUAUAUUAUAAUGUUUAGAAGAAUUAAAUGAGUUUUCUUCUCACAAAACAGAGAAAACACUCUCUGUGAGUUGUUUUCAGUGCAUGCACUGUGGACUAAGAUUCCCAUAUAAAACAGAUAAUAUAUCGAAUGCUGUCUGUGCAGUAUGGAAUAUAAGUGUAAAUGAGAUUCAUCUCUUAGUUAAUGAUGAUUAUAUCAAGAUUUUGCUUGGAUUGCAAUUUAUAUGGCUGGUUCCAGUCACUGCACCCGAUGGGUUAAGUCACUUAAUCUUUCAUACCAUCAGUUUGCAUGGAACAGUUUCUAAGCCACCCCAAAUUAAAUUAAUUGCAAAAAUUAAGAGCAAGCGAACAUUUGUUGCACUGACGGUUUAACAUAACUACCAUAUAUAUGUUUGGAACACAUCUUUUUCCAUGCUAAAUUAAAAAUGUGUGAAAUCAUCA
Molecule: messenger RNA, 4079 nt
Organism: Cryptotermes secundus
Lineage: Eukaryota; Metazoa; Arthropoda; Insecta; Blattodea; Kalotermitidae
Gene: Stam
Product: signal transducing adapter molecule 1
Exons: 11
Coding region: 206-1810 (534 amino acids)
Biological process (GO): protein transport to vacuole involved in ubiquitin-dependent protein catabolic process via the multivesicular body sorting pathway
Cellular component (GO): ESCRT-0 complex
Molecular function (GO): ubiquitin binding; phosphatidylinositol binding
Source: RefSeq, a predicted model, not a curated record